Messenger RNA from Cydia splendana, 769 nucleotides. RefSeq names its product ninjurin-2. The record is from RefSeq and is a predicted model, not a curated record. Gene Ontology annotation, cellular component: membrane. The transcript is spliced from 3 exons. Gene Ontology annotation, biological process: tissue regeneration; cell adhesion. Lineage: Eukaryota; Metazoa; Arthropoda; Insecta; Lepidoptera; Tortricidae. Bases 197 to 646 code for a protein of 149 amino acids.
UCAGACCAACUAUAUCGCAGAAUAAAUUAUUGUUUGUCCCCGUUGUCUGGAUACCGAAUCGAUUUUACACCAUCGCAAGCAUCGGCUUUAUACUUCAGCUAUGCUAAGGCUCUAAAAAUAAAAAUAAAACGAAUAACGUUCGAACAUCCUAUUUUCAAAUGUUUAAAAGUUAACAAGUGUUUAGGAGAAUCUCAUAAUGGCUUCGAUUUUGCCCGCUGGACUGCGAAAUGGGGUAAAAGGCCUCGACGCCAACCGCUAUGCUACCAAGAAGACCGUGGCACAAGGCAUGCUGGACAUCGCGCUGCUCACUUCCAAUGCGUCGCAGCUGAAGUACGUGCUCCAAGUUGGCCCUAAGCAUGAGUUCUAUACGUUGCUGGUCGUUCUCAUCUCUGUUUCUAUAGUGCUGCAGCUGCUGGUUGGUUUGCUCUUCGUCGUCAUCGGCGGCUUGGACCUGAAUGACGACGACGACCAACCCUCGGCGGUGAUCCUCAAUGACGUCAUAGUCAUUUUUAUAUUCGUCAUUUCGGUGGUCAAUAUCGUCAUUUCGGCGUUCGGUUUAGAAUACUCAAACAGCCCUUUGAUUUUAGAACGCCUUAAUUAUAUUAAUAAUGAAUAUUUAAGGAAAGGAAAUGGCACUGUUUCUUGAAAGUUACCGGCGGAAAACUGUUUAAUGUUAAUUAAGAGUAAUAAGGCCGCAAUUAUAGUAUUUAUCAAUAUGGGCUCAAAUGUAUUUAAAAAAUAGUUAAUAAGUACUUAACUUAGGUAAACU